UUUGCUUUAGCUGAAUGAAUGCAACCAAGUGUUUUGUUGAUCGAUAACCUUUUUUCGAUGAGUGCAUAUCGUAGUGGUUCCUUCAAAUCGUCACGAAGUCAAUGAACGAUUUGUCUUCUGCGGAACAUUUUGGAAUCGUCACGAGGUGCAUAUGUUCAGCAUCUAGAUUUUUCAUCUCGAUUCAAAGUCUUUGCACAUGAGGCUGCUGAUGAGAAGCAUCCAUAGUGCUCUACUGGUCCACGACAAGUUCUUAAAGUAGCACCUGAUUAGAAAGGUCGAUAGAGCAUCGGCUGGCUUCAUACCCCGCCACACACAGCGAGAGAGAGGGAUGGUGGAAGUGGUGGAAUCCGGCAUGGUGGUUCCAGGCGAGCAGACUCCCGAGGGAUCCAUCUGGCUCUCCAACCUGGACUUGCUGGUGAUUCGAGCUCACACUCCCGUCGUCUACUUCUAUCACCCCGGUGGCGACUCCGGUUUCUUCUCCGUACAGCUGCUCAAGGCAGCCCUAGCCAAGGCAUUAGUCCCCUUCUACCCGCUCGCCGGCCGCCUCGGGUUCGACUCCGACGGCCGCCUCGAGAUCAAGUGCACCGGCGAGGGGGUCCUCUUCGUGGUGGCUCGCUCCGACUCGACGCUGGAAGAGCUGGGGGAGUUGGCACCGUCCGCCGAGAUGAACAAACUGUUCGUGCCCAACGUAGAGUCCGAUGAGCCGCCCUUGUGCAUGUUUCAGGUAACUUUCUUCAAGUGUGGUGGUGUGUGCCUGUCGACCGCCGUUCAUCACACCGCUGCCGACGGCCUCUCUGCUCUUUGCUUCGUCAACGCAUGGUCUGACAUCGCUCGCGGCGCGGAGCUCACCGUCAACCCCUGCCUGGACCGCACCCUCCUCCGCGCUCGCUCCCCGCCUCAGGUCCUCUUCGACCACCCUGAGUACGUUCACAGGCAAGUGCAACAGCCCACGCCUUCGGCCACCGUUCCAUCCCCGGUGGCGUCCGCCAUCCUUACGCUGUCCAAGGACCAGCUGUGCCGCCUCAAGAGCCGCGGCAAAGGCGUCAGGCCCCUCUCCACCUUCAAAGCUGUCGUGGCUCACGUCUGGCGCUGCUCAUGCAAGGCCCGGGAACUCGCAGACGAUGAGGAGACUCGAGUGUACGUGAUCGGCGACGCACGCACUCGCAUGAGACCGCCGCUCCCGGAAGGUUAUGUGGGCAAUGCCGUCUUCAGGACGUCGGUCACGGCGAGGGUCGCGGAGGUUUUGUCGAGCCCGUUCGAGUUCGGGGCUGACAAGAUUCAUGACGCCAUAGCGCGGCUGGACGACGACUACGUGAGGUCGCUGAUAGACUACAUGGAAGUGAGUGAUGUGUCCGGCUCGAUAACAGGGAGGUGGAGGUGGUCCGGGGCCGACCUGUGGGUGGUCAGCUGGCUGGGGCUGCCGACGCAUGGGGCCGAUUUCGGGUGGGGUAAGCCAAUGUACAUGUCGCAGGCUUCAGUCGUAUGCGGGUUGGUGUUUGUUGCGCACAGCCCCAAGGAUGACGGGGGAGUUGCUGUCGUGUUAGGGUUGCAGCAGGAGAGCAUGCCAAGGUUCAAGAAGGCGUUCUACGAGAACUUGGAGACUGUGGAAGGAGCUUAACCAGGAUGCAUGGUUUCACUUGAACUUCUUCUCACCUUGUGUUCAUGUGAUGUUUGUUUGUGCAUGCAUGCAUGCUUGGAAGAUUUUAAUUUUCUCAAAACUUUCGCAUAUGGCAGGAACUAAAUAAAAUAUAAUUCAUGAA
This is a messenger RNA of Musa acuminata AAA Group (dessert banana), 1760 nucleotides long. RefSeq names its product putrescine hydroxycinnamoyltransferase 1-like. The coding region runs from base 329 to 1618 and encodes 429 amino acids. The record is from RefSeq and is a predicted model, not a curated record. Gene Ontology annotation, molecular function: acyltransferase activity, transferring groups other than amino-acyl groups. The transcript is spliced from 2 exons. NCBI's taxonomy places the organism in Eukaryota, Viridiplantae, Streptophyta, Magnoliopsida, Zingiberales, Musaceae.